AUGAGUCUACUCUCGACAGCACUGGCAACUUCAAUAAGUAACAAUGAGCUCGCCACAGGUGGAACGACUGGUCUCAUCCUCGCAGACAGGCUGAGUGAGUCUGGCGAUGAGAAAGUACUGGUACUAGAAGCCGGGCCUGAUCCAAAUGUUGUUGCCAUGCAUCAAGCUCCUGGAGCUGUUGAGUACAUCGCUGGGGGACGUGGCCUCGGUGGCAGCAGUAUCCUCAACGGUCUCUACUACGGGCGAGGCUCUGCUAAUGUCUAUGAUCACUGGGUUGAGCUUGGGAACCCAGGCUGGAGCUGGGAAGAAGUAUACCCAUCGUUCAUCAAGAGCACUCACUUCAAUGCUCCCAAUAAUGGAACGGGUUACAACCAAAAGUAUCAGACCUGGGAUCCAUCCGCAUACUCCAAUGGUCCGCUGGAGAUAGGCUACCAAGGAUUUGUUCCGCCUUCGAGCAUUGCUUUCAUUGAUGCUUGUGCGGCUAUUGACAUCCCAAUAGUUCAAGACCUCAACAACGGGAAGAAUGUUGGCGUUAAGCAAGGAACUGCCACUCUGACCUCAAAGUACCGACGUAGUUCAGCUUACGACUAUUACAAGGCUACCGCCAAACGGCCCAACGUCGACAUUCUUCACAACGCCCCUGUUCAGCAGAUCAUGUUCUCAAAGAAUGCUACAGGAUAUCCUAUUGCGACUGGUGUCAACUUCAUUGACCACUCUCAGGGUCGUCACCGCACUGUUGCCGCCUCGAAGGAAGUCAUCGUCACUCUGGGGACUUUCCAGUCGCCUCAAAUGCUGAUGGUCUCGGGUAUCGGUCCGGAAGCUACGCUUGAUACUUUCAAUAUCGAGCCAGUUGUCAUCAAUGAAAACGUGGGACAGCACAUGAUGGACCAUAACCUCUACAGUAUCUCAGCCACAGUAAUUCCCGAAGCUUCAACUCAUCAGCUUAUGUUUAACUCAACUGCCGUCGAAGCCUCACAAGAGGAAUACUACACUACUGGUAAAGGAGUAUACACGGCCCCUGGAGGUAUUACCAAUGGCUUCCAAGAGAUAUCAAUGGAACAGCUUCAAAAGAUUGGCGCUGAAGCUGUCGUCGAUGCUGGACUUACGAACCGAUCUACAGUAGAAUUUCUGUUUGAGUCAUUCUUCUAUCCCAACAGCCCAGGUCCCACCUACGAGCCAUCAUCGGAGGAGUCAUAUAUAUCUAUCUCGGUAUCAAGCAUGGUCGCUCUAUCCAAGGGUAACAUCACCAUCCAGUCGAGCGGCAUGUCCGAUGCCCCCGUCAUCAACCCCAACUACUACACCCACCCUGCUGAUCGUGCUAUCGCCAUCAACGCGUUCCGUGACGCACGCAAGAUCCUUGCCCAUUCUGCUUUUGCAAACAUGACUGUUGGGCCUGACCAUGGAGAGGUUGCUCCUGGGGUUUCCAACAUUGCCUCUGAUGACGACGAGGCCAUCUUUGAGUACAUCAAGGCUACAACGGUUCCUAAUUGGCACGCUUCUGGAACUAAUCGCAUGCUUCCACUUGAGGACGGCGGCGUUGUCGACUCUCGACUUCGCGUCUAUGGAGUUCAGGGCCUGAGAGUCAUAGAUAGUAGCAUCAUGCCUACAGUGCCAGACGUUAACAUUGCUGGCCCGGUGUACAUGUUGGGUGAACAUGGAGCAACUAUGAUUAAGGAGGAUUGGAAUAUCUGA
This is a messenger RNA of Fusarium musae, 1692 nucleotides long. RefSeq lists its product as uncharacterized. The record is from RefSeq and is a predicted model, not a curated record. Gene Ontology annotation, molecular function: oxidoreductase activity, acting on CH-OH group of donors; flavin adenine dinucleotide binding. NCBI's taxonomy places the organism in Eukaryota, Fungi, Ascomycota, Sordariomycetes, Hypocreales, Nectriaceae. The transcript has 7 exons. Gene Ontology annotation, biological process: secondary metabolite biosynthetic process. The coding region runs from base 1 to 1692 and encodes 563 amino acids.